This is a messenger RNA of Cladophialophora psammophila CBS 110553, 999 nucleotides long. RefSeq lists its product as uncharacterized. The transcript is spliced from 2 exons. Gene Ontology annotation, molecular function: zinc ion binding. The coding region runs from base 1 to 999 and encodes 332 amino acids. NCBI's taxonomy places the organism in Eukaryota, Fungi, Ascomycota, Eurotiomycetes, Chaetothyriales, Herpotrichiellaceae. The record is from RefSeq and is a predicted model, not a curated record.
AUGGCCAACUCCUACACCACGAGAAACGGCUGUACGUCCAAAAGAGGGGCCUUCCUCGACGGCAUAUGGCAUUGCGAUUGUGACCCGCGCCAGCCAGCAAACAAGUGCCAAGUGAAAAAGGAAACCAAGAACCAUGGAAGAUGGUUCUACACCUGCCAAAAGCCGCAGCACAAACGGUGCGAUUUCUUCCUAUGGAACGACGAUGCUAAGAUCCGAGAAGAAGCCGCAGUCCUCAGUAGCUCUCGGUCAGAACCAAUUGCGCCCAUUCCACGCACUCCUAAGAAGAAAGAUCCUGACGCUCUGCCUCCUACACCGCAGACGCGGCCCGACAAUAUCAACAGACAACAGACGAAAGAGCCGGCACACCUUGAGCAUGAAGAGAGCUUCGAAUGGUCUUCUAGCAAUGACGAAGAACUGAUCAAGGCUGAACAAGACAUGUUGGAGAAGACGCCGUUCCAGACCCCGAAGAAAGCUCCUCGAACAGAGACUCUGACGUCGCCAGGCAAAAGGACUUUUGAUCAGGGGGCAGAGGAGGCCGUCCCUGCUAGCGAGGUAUGGCCUCUCAGCGACGAUAUCUUUACUACUCCUACUACAACCCAUCAAUCUGCGGGUAGCGGUUUGCUCUCACCAUCUAGUACCCCGGUUAAAAGAGCUGCACAACAUAUGGUGCGCGAAACGGAGCCAUCCACUCUUGCUUCUGAAGCGCUCAAUAUAUUGAGAAACUCCCAAAUCAGUUUGCAAGUUGAGAGGGAAUUGGUGGGUCUCCUCAAUAAGCACGACCUGCGCACCCAAGGCAUCAUUAAGGGCCGCGACAUUACUCGCUUGGCUGUCCAGGCCAAAGACAAAAAGAUUGCAGAGCUGCAAGCUCGAAUCUCGACCCUUGAGGCAGAAAAGGAAACAAGUAAGAGAGUCAUAUCACACCUGAAACAUGAUAUGGCGGCGUCUCCCAAGAAGGAUAAAGGAAGGAGUGUACGUCGCGGGCAACGACUAGAAGCCUGA